Molecule: messenger RNA, 8443 nt
Organism: Culex pipiens pallens (northern house mosquito)
Lineage: Eukaryota; Metazoa; Arthropoda; Insecta; Diptera; Culicidae
Product: ras-specific guanine nucleotide-releasing factor 2-like
Exons: 26
Coding region: 1868-6682 (1604 amino acids)
Biological process (GO): positive regulation of GTPase activity; Ras protein signal transduction
Cellular component (GO): plasma membrane
Molecular function (GO): guanyl-nucleotide exchange factor activity; protein binding
Source: RefSeq, a predicted model, not a curated record
GCAACUUUCUGGAUCCCGUUGGCAGGUCGUGGAAUCUGUGUGGACCAUCCCACCCCGCCCCGCCAGGUUGGACCCUGCUGCUGCUGCUGCUGCUGGAGGUGGUGACCGUGGCCGUGGAAAUCUGUCCUGAUUGACGGAAGGCUGAGUCUGAGUGUGCUGCUGUAUAGUAAAAGGAUACUCUCCAGGACAAUUUGUUGCUUCUGGCUUCUGGUCUCGGCUUACAAGCAAUCUACGGGAGGGGUGGUGGUGGACGGAUUUGGGGUGAGAAAGGGCCAAUAGGCCGCUGUGGGGAUGCUGCUGUUUUUCCAAGGGGGGUCGUGAGGUGAGGUGGUGGAAAAGUGAGUGAAUUUCUAAAAAUAGUUAGUGCGAGUCCGGCGGACCGAAGACGACGGUGAAGGAUAUCAGGGACCACCCAGGACGGAGCAAAUGAAAAACACAUUAGUGAGAAGAAUGAAGUCAACAUCAAAGCUGAGAAGCCGAUUCCGGAGCAAGUGCUGGCAGUGAUACGAACAAGAGGAUAAAACGGUAGAAAUUCUGGGGAAAAUCGUUAAAAGAAGGAUGAUGAUUCAGCCGAAAAAGCGGCCCUCAACCCACGUCGACAUCCCCUGGAAAACACACAUUCACGUGUGUGGGAAAGGUGUUUGAUCAUAAAUCCAGCAAAAGUGGCGAAGGAAAAAUUGCGGAUUUCCCACGCCGUCGGGAAAGUGCUUUUCCUAACGAGUUAAAGUGACAUCUUCAGCGCCAAGCCGAGCUCAACUGGUGGUGGUGGUGGCACGCGAUUAAAGUGAUUUUCUUCCUCCUUUUCUAGCAGCAGUAGUAGUAGAGUUUGUAGUGGUGGGGGUGGUGGAAAACCACCUGUCGAUUGCAAUUAAAAGUGAUUUUAUCAGAACAGUGCGGCGCGGGGCUCACAUUUCCCUUUUUCCGGAGGAGGACCACCGCCAGUAGGAGCUGUUUGGGGUGGGAGGAGAACGGCGCGGAAAACAACCCUGAAUUCAUCAUGGACUAGAGCGGUGCGAGAUUAGCAUGAACUAGUUCAACCAUAAUUAAUCUCCGUAACCAAGUACUUCGCUAGGCGGUAAAACUUACAUAAUCCCUUCGAGGGGGCUGAAACAACGUGAUAACCGGGGAAACCAUGUAUCAUAUCAAUACGGUUUAAACAACAAGUGACGAUAAAAAAAACCUGAAUCUCACUCCAAACAGGCAAAGUAAAUAAUAACUAAAGGGGGGUGGUGGUUCUGCACGCAUCAGGUGCCCACACACAGGUGGUUCAACGCGGCGCGGGAUGGCAAUUACGGGAUUGAGUAAUUGAGUCGUCCGCCAUUAUUGAUGUCGUGUACGGCGACGUCAACGCGACGUGAAAAGUUUGGAUGAAAGAAGUUUUUUGUGCCAGAACGACGUGUGAAUAAAUUGUGUAACAACAAGGUUCAAGUGUGCAGAGGGGAUCGGUGAACGUAAAACACUCCGUUGGAUAUCACCAAGACGACACCACACGCCCGAGAUGGAGGCAAUUGCCGUUUGGAUGUUCCACAACGUUGGAUGACACGCGUGAAGAAGUCGCAGUCGCGUCGGCAGUGUAAACUCAUCGUAGUCUCGAUAAGCUUCCGCGAAAAGUCGAAUCAAAUUGAAACUCGAGACUCAGCAGUUACUCUGUGAAGAGAGAAGAAAGCUAAUCAGUCGUCCUCGUCGUCGCAUAAAUUUCCGGCGAAAUGUUUGUACGCCAAAUGUGCUGAUUAAUUCGCGAAUCAAUGAACCGUGGCGAGUGAGAUUCAGGUCAAGUGUGAAAGGUUUUUCGGAAAGGAUUAAAGUGAGCGGCGAAAGUUGCUGCUCGACCGACCGACAAUUUAACUCCAGUUGAAACAGCUUGCCAAUGCUCAGCCCCAAGAUGCAGCGAUCCGUUCGCGUCAACGAGCAUCAGCUGAUUAUGCUGUCCGAUCGGGCCCAGUAUGAUCACUCGAUGCAUGGCUACUUGCACAAACGAACAGCGGACAACAACAAAUGGCAGAUGCGGUGGUUCGUCCUGUACCAGAACUUGCUGUUCUACUACGAGUCGGAACAGUCCAGCCGGCCGUCCGGGCUGAUCUUUCUGGAAGGAUGCUACUGCGAACGGCUUGUUUCAGCCCCCUCGUUGUCCGGUCCGCCGAUCAGCAGUGGCGGCGGACAGGGCUCCAAGGCCAUCAAGGAGGAGAAGCUACAGCACUGCUUUACCAUCUGCUACCGUCGAGAAAACCAACGCCAAUACGAACUGCGGGCUUCCACCGAAUCAGAAUGUUCCGCCUGGAUCAUCGCCAUUCGAGAGGCAAGCUUCAACAAGCUCUUGCUGCAAAAGGAGGAACUGGAGCAGAAGCACGUCCACUUGCUGCAGGUCGUCGAAAGUGAGAAGACCGCCAAAUGGCAGUACACUCAGCAGUGCGAAGAGCUCGCAUCCGAAAUACGCAAGCUGAGGGCAGAGAUCUGCGUGCUGCGCAAGGAAACCCGCUCCAGCUACUCGGCCACUCCGGUGGGCCGGGGCAGCUUCAGCAUGCCCGGCGAGAUGCUCAGCCACGACGAUCCGGCCUCCCUGCCGGGGCUGUGCGCGUCCGUGUCCGACUCGAUCGAGCUGCGCAAGAUCAAGAAGGUGCAGAGCUUCUUCCGGGGGUGGCUCUGUCGGCGCCGCUGGAAACAGAUCGUCGAGGAGUACAUCCGGUCACCGCACGCGGAGAGUAUGCGCAAGCGGAACCACCUGGUGUUCAGCAUGGUGGAAGCGGAGGAGGAGUACCUGGAGCAGCUGGAGGUACUCGUGGCAUGCUUUCUUCGGCCGUUCAAGAUGGCGGCCAGUUCCAAGCGUCCACCGUGCUCGCACGAGGACGUCAACUCGAUCUUCCUGAACUCGGAAACGGUACUGUUCCUACAUCAGAUCUUCCUGAAGGGUCUCACCUCGCGGCUGGAGUCGUGGCCCACGUUGGUACUUGGGGAUUUGUUCGACAUGCUGCUGCCGAUGUUGAGCAUCUACCAGGAGUACGUCCGCAAUCACCACUACAGUCUGCAGGUGCUGACCGAGUGCAAGAGCAAUACAAACUUCGCCACGGUGCUGAAACGUCUCGAGGCCAAACCGACCUGCCAAGGCCGUAGCCUCGAGACCUUCCUUACCUAUCCGAUGCACCAAAUCCCGCGCUACAUCAUAACGCUGCACGAGCUGCUCGCCCACACCCCGCACGACCACGUGGAGCGCAAAAGUCUGCAGAACGCGCGCCAACAGCUGGAGGACCUUUCGCGCCAAAUGCACGACGAAGUGUCGGAGACGGAAAAUCUGCGCAAAAAUCUCGCCGUAGAGCGCAUGAUCGUCGAGGGGUGCGACAUUCUGCUCGACGUGAACCAAGUGUUUGUGCGACAAGGAAGUCUCGUGCAAGUUCCACCAGGACGAGGAAGGAUUCGAAGCCGGUUGGCUUCGUUCAAAAGCGAGCGCGACGCUGUGCGGCAGUGCUUCCUGUUUUCGAACCACAUGAUUAUCGCCACCAGAACUUCCGGUGGCCGACUGCACCUGCUCCCGGACGUGGGUAAGAUUCCGCUGGCGGACGCUACCCUCAUCGAGGACCCGAGCGAGGUGCAGGACGAGGACGCUUCGGUAUGUUCGCAAUCAACGCGUGGCAGCACGCUCAGCGUAUCGGAAUCGGUCAACGCCGGCAAUCGCGACUUUAAGAUCUUCGUGGAAACCAAAUCCGGUGCGCGGCACAGCAUCCACCUGAUCGCGCCCACCAUCCAGGACAAGGAAGCGUGGAUCAGCGAUAUUUCGCAGUGCUUGGACAACAUCCACAUGCACUCGCUGCUGUCCCCCGGGAUCGGAGGGUCCUCCGGAGGAUCCAUCUUUGCAGGACACCAAGCAUUGCGAGCCGAUCCGCGCCUGUUCAAGGACGACGUGGACAUUCGGUUUUCGCGAACAUUGAACUCGUGCAAGCUGCCCCAGGUGCGGUAUGCGACACCGGAACGGCUACUCCAGCGACUUACAGAUCUGCGCUUCCUGUCGAUUGACUUUUUGAACACCUUCCUGCUGACCUACCGGGUGUUUACCGACGGGGAGACGGUGCUGCAAGCGCUCAAAAAUGUGUUCUACAACCCACCGCUGGAACCGGCCUGCGAGUGUGACCACCAGACGGACUUCCUGGAACUUCCCUACCAGGAUGGCCGUGCAUCGCCCCGGCGAACGUCCGGAGCCAGCUCGGUGUCAGGUUACUGCUCGGAGGGUGCCGACCGGGAUCGGUCGAUGAGUGGUGAUUCGGCGGGUUUGCGCUUCCGAGGGUCCCGACGGGGAUACGCUAGCCACCAGGGCUCGGAACAGGAAACCCUAUCUUGGAUACCCGAACAAGCUGGACCGGUUAUCAUCCACGGAGUUCACCAUCACGACACAGCGGUGGAAGAGAAACAGCAGCAGCAGCAGCAGCAGUCUCCGCCGAAGGUUGAUGGGGGUGGAGGAGGAAAUGGGGGCGGUGGAGGUGGGGGGUCAUUGCAGAGCAAGUCCCAACAUCAAAUACACGCGCAGCCCCAGGAUGACUCGUACCUGGCGAUACCGAAACCCAUGGCCGGGUCGAGCAGUUCGGACACGUUAACUGAAACAGCCAUGAGUGGCCCCUCGUCACCGUCGAACCUGAGCAGCGUCACGUUAGUUGGCUCAACCGGGUCCGGCGGCCAGGACAAGUCCGAAGAUCAAACACCAACUGAGGGCACAUUCCGGUACGGGAAGGCACCGUCCGGACCGCUGCCAGAACGUGUCAAUCCAAAGCAGCGGAAGGAACCGACGCCAACAAUUUGCACCACGGACAUGACCCAGCAGCAGCAGCAACAACAACAACAGCAGCAAAUUAAAGUACCUCAAACUCCGCCAACUGUAACUACAACUCCGUGCCACAGUCCUUCCAGUCCUGGCCAGCAGUUGGCCGCCAAAGAACAACAACAGCAGCCAACGGUGUGCCAAAAUGGUCACGACGGGCCAAAAAUCGUAACUCAGCCUUAUCUGCUGAGCACGACGACCACGACAACGGUCACGAUAACGACGACAACUACAACAACGCACACGGCUGCUUCUGGGACGGCGGUCACCAAGAGUAUCUCCCCUCCACAUCUUCUGCCGAUGGACCGGCGACCGAGUGUGGGACACAACAUUGCCAUCCCGCAUGCGGCCCUCUGCCAGCACCGGCACAGUCUGCAGCUGAACGGCGACGGGAGCUUCUACGGCAAGGGCAGUGAAAAGCAACAGCAGCAGCAACAACCACAAAUCAGCAGCCCCCGGCUGGCCACGCGAAAGUUCUCCGCCCCGAAAACGCCGGAACGCCAGCGGAAAAGCCUCUUCGGAACGCCCCAGCGAGAGCGCGACUCGUCGAGCACGCGUCGCUUCUCCGAGAGUGACGACGACAUGGCCACGUCGAUCUUCACGACGCCCCGCGGCUCCGUCGGCGGCGUCUCGCUCAGCACCCUGUCCUCGCGGGCCUCGAUGCAGCAUGACCACGUGCCGCACUGCUCCAGCAAGGUCGGCGUCGUAAUCACCUCGUACCGGCAGUCACAGCGCAGCAUGGGACCGGAUCCACUGUGGAGUAGCACCUCAACUGCAGCAGCGGCUUUCGCAAUCGCUACCUCAGCUUCCAGCAACCCAAGGGAUGAGCCCCCCGAAGUGGAAGCUAGGAACCGGAAAGAAUCUGUUGUCAGUUCGCCGGCCACGAUGCGCGUCCUGAACGUGCUGCGGCACUGGGUGUCCAAGCACUUCCAGGACUUUGAGCAGGAUGCAGCUUUGCGCUCGCAGACGAUAGCCUUCCUGGACGACAUCACCUGCAGUCCGAACCUAUUGCCAACCGAGCAUCGAGCUGCAUCCCAACUGCUGCGACUGCUGUGCCGCGACGACAUCGACAGCGGGAAGCACCACCUGGACAUGCUGCUGAGGCCACCGCAGACGCCAAGCAAGGAGAGCAUCGAGACGCUGUCCGCGCUGGAGAUCGCUGAGCAAAUGACGUACCUGGAUCACCAGAUCUUCCUGGCCAUACGGAGCGAGGAAUUCCUCGGUCAAGCGUGGAUGAAGUCGGACAAGAAGUCACGGGCAGAGCACAUCAUCUUGAUGACGAAACGCUUCAACGACGGUUCGAGGCUGGUCUGCUCCGAGAUUGUGUCGAGGAGCAACAUGGCGGCGCGGGUAGCCGCCAUUGAGAAGUGGACUGCCGUGGCAGACAUCUGCCGGUGUCUGCACAACUUCAACGGAGUGCUGCAGAUCUGUGCUGCCUUCACGAACGCGGCCAUCUAUCGCCUGAAGAAAACCUGGGACAAGGUUCCGAGAACGAUCAAAUCGACAAUCACAAAGCUGCAGGCCGUGGUCUGCUCGGACGGCCGGUUCCGGGUGAUGCGCGAAGCCCUGCACAGGUGUGACCCGCCCUGCAUCCCGUACCUGGGCAUGUACCUCACGGAUCUGUCCUUCAUCGAGGAGGGCACGCCGGACUUUACCCCGGACCGGUUGCUGAACUUUUCCAAAAUGCGAAUGAUUGCCCACGUGAUACGCGAGAUUCGCCACUUCCAACAGACGCCGUACAAGAUCGAUCACAUACCGAAAGUGACCUCCUACCUCCUGGACACUUCGUUGCUGCUGGACGACGACGAGCUGUACCAGAAGUCGCUGCAGAUCGAGCCGCGCAGCUCCCGGCUGAGCGCCCCCAACACGGCCAACGUCUGAGCCCUGCGUCACCUCCACCGGACUCGGGCCACCUCCCUCGAGACCGAUGGGGCCGGCAGCGGGCAGGACACGCUGUAGAGACGGGAAGAUCCGUGAUGAUGAAGAAGAAGAAGAGUGAUGUUUGAGAUUUUGAAAAAGUUGUGGCAAAAAAUGUUUGCUCACCUCUCUUUAUUUGAGGAAUGAGCGGUGGAAAGUGAGUAAAAGUGGUUUUAUUUUUCGAGUGCUGAUGAACUAUGAUGAUGUGGUGAGAAUAGUGUUCCGUGGAAGUUUCCUGUUGAAGCGGGCAGCAAGACGACAGAUUGAUCAAGCUGUUGUGUCCUUCACACCCGAUUCGUGCCAUGUUCGUCCUUCACCCGACACAGAUCCUCUCAGAUCGAACCAAUUAAAAGUUGUUCGUGGCGUGACCUGCGAUGAUCGAACUCUGCAGAGGCACAUUCGAUAGCGCCUUGUUCGAGGCCCCGUCCGUUCGAGGUUCGCUCGAACCAUCAACACCUGCCCGCUUGGCCCGGACUUGGCCCUCGGGAGCGGGAAAACUCUUGUUUUUCCACGCUUCAAAGCUGCAAAACUCGGGGGUCGGCAGCAUCCACGGGGCAACAUCAUCAUCCUCGCUGCAAGUCUGUGCCCAGAUAAAAGAAGCAUAAAUCAGUGCAAUCAAAGUUGAGUCGUUCCUGGACUGGAAUCGUGGCCAAUGUGGAGACGACGAGACUCUGGGGUGGAGAUAAUUACCUUUACAAAGUUCAAUCAGCGCGGACUUGAUGCCGAAGGUUCAGGCCAAAGUUUUAUCACAAUGUCAGCGUUUAGUGGCGUUUUUCUCGUGAUGAGCUGAAAGGAUUGGGAAAAGCCGUACCCACUGCUGGGUACAUAUCUGGGAGCUGAGGCUGCAUCAGAUCUGAUGCAAAGUUGGCCGUAACGGGAUGGAGUUUCAAACGAGAGAUCCGUUCCAUUGCAUAAACCGUCUAAUAUCACAAUAAAUAACAACGCUCUUAUCGCAGCAAUUUCUCGUCUCAAAUUUUUAUCAUCUUUUUAUGCAUAUUUUUAAAACAUCAUCUCACAAGUUAGGAUUACAGGCAUUUCAAACUAUUUCGAAAAAUAGUAUCGUUUUAACAAUCUUGCAAUGCAAAGUCUGUGCCCCGCGUGGCAGUUUAAAAGAUUUUCUCCUAAAAUUAACACUUUUGCCUUCUUCUUUGAACAGAUGAUAAUGUUAAUAAUACUCAGACAGUAUAAAAGUGAAAUAGUAAAAUUUGAUUGAUUAGAACUUUGCGAGAAAAAAGAUAAAAACAAACUUUAGAAUUGAAGGUUGAGUCGUGCAAAAGAGAUAAUUUGGGAUCUUACGAAAAAAUAAUUGUUUGGUGUCGAAAGAUGUGCGCGAAGGUUUGUUGAGGAGGCAUUUUGGAAAGCUGUUUUGCAUGAAUCAUUCUUCCAUAAACGAUUAUCCUGCUGGUAGUGUUAUAGAGAAAAAAUGGUAGUUUAUAGAACUGUGUUAUGCUGGCCAUAACUAAACAUAUACUUAUGAAUACUUGUACUAGUGUUAAGCAUAAAAUAUGUCGAAUAAACCUUCAUGGAUAUACAAUUUAAUCCCAAGUAAUUCUCAACAGAAAAGAGCUAAAUCUUUGCGGCGAAACAAAACCAAACUCUACAUACAUAUCUAAAAAUUGACUCAAUUUAUAUACCAGCAGUAAGCAAAAUCCAACACACACACACGGUAAUUGAAACUAAAUGUUAACUUCUUCGUUCGUUAUUUACCCGUUAAAUCAAGUGAAA